Messenger RNA from Juglans microcarpa x Juglans regia, 1225 nucleotides. Its product is annotated as S-formylglutathione hydrolase. Gene Ontology annotation, cellular component: cytosol. Gene Ontology annotation, molecular function: S-formylglutathione hydrolase activity. Gene Ontology annotation, biological process: formaldehyde catabolic process. The transcript has 7 exons. Lineage: Eukaryota; Viridiplantae; Streptophyta; Magnoliopsida; Fagales; Juglandaceae. Bases 92 to 955 code for a protein of 287 amino acids. The record is from RefSeq and is a predicted model, not a curated record.
AAAAUAAAAAGAAAUUCUGGGAAAGGCAUUGAGCAGAGCACACUUGAUCUAAUCGGCAGCAGAGAGAAACAGCAGUCCACUGGCAAAGAGGAUGGAGACCAAACCAACAGAGAUCAGUAGCUCAAAGAUGUUCGGAGGGUACAACAAGAGGUACAAGCAUUUCAGUCCCACACUGGGCUGUUCCAUGACCUUCCACAUCUACUUUCCUCCUUCUCCUUCCCCUUCCCACAAAUUCCCCGUACUUUACUGGCUCUCUGGCCUUACCUGCACAGAUGAGAACUUUAUAAUCAAGUCAGGAGCUCAACGUGCUGCUUCGAGUGAGGGUGUUGUUUUGAUUGCCCCUGAUACAUCUCCAAGAGGCCUGAAUGUGGAAGGAGAGGCAGACAGCUGGGAUUUUGGUGUAGGUGCUGGUUUUUAUCUGAAUGCUACACAAGAGAAGUGGAAGAACUGGCGUAUGUAUGACUAUAUUGUCAAGGAAUUGCCAACACUUCUCAGUGAAUGUUUCCCAGAGCUCGAUACUUCACGGGCAUCUAUAUCAGGUCAUUCGAUGGGUGGGCAUGGUGCCCUAACAAUCUACCUUAAAAACUUGGACAAGUAUAAGUCAGUAUCUGCUUUUUCACCCAUUGUGAAUCCUACAAACUGUGCCUGGGGCCAGAAGGCUUUCACAAAUUAUCUAGGUGGAAACAAAGCUGAUUGGGAGGAAUAUGAUGCAACUUGCCUGAUUUCCAAGUUUCAUGAUGUACCUGCCACCAUUCUGAUUGAUCAGGGGGAGGAUGACAAAUUUUUGCACGAUCAGUUGCUGCCUCACAAGUUUGAAGAGGCAUGCAGGAUUGCUAAUGUUCCACUCCUUCUGAGGUUGCAACCUGGUUAUGAUCACUCUUACAAUUUUAUUGCCACCUUCAUUGAUGAUCAUAUCCGCCACCAUGCUCAAGCUCUUAACCUUUCAAGAAUCUAGAACACAAAUCCGGACUAUGGACCGCUCGUGCUUAUAACUAAAUAAUUUUGGUUUUCCCUUGAGAAUGUUAUGUUCAGAAUACCUAGACCAUGAAAAUGAUGGUACUUAAGAUGUCUGAUUAUGUGCUAGACUUGGAAUGAGUGAGCGCCUAGCCAAUUAGUAACACUGGCUAAAUGUUCAGUAUCCAGAGACUCGAGGGAUUCGACACCUAUGCAUUUUAUUAAAAUCGUGUGCUUAGAAUCCUGUGAUGUGUAAAAUAUAAUACCUUUU